Molecule: messenger RNA, 1121 nt
Organism: Scylla paramamosain (green mud crab)
Lineage: Eukaryota; Metazoa; Arthropoda; Malacostraca; Decapoda; Portunidae
Gene: mRpS11
Exons: 6
Coding region: 16-966 (316 amino acids)
Biological process (GO): mitochondrial translation
Cellular component (GO): mitochondrial small ribosomal subunit; ribosome
Molecular function (GO): structural constituent of ribosome
Source: RefSeq, a predicted model, not a curated record
CUAGCAUGAGGACAGAUGCUACGGGAGAGGACAACCACAGCCCGAGAGUUGAGAAGCCCAGGGCUCAACCGUGCGGCAAGGCAUCGGGAACCCUUACAUAGAAGCGAAUGUGACACUAGCGAGCAGAUCAGAGCAGGAGUGACCGAUCAAUGUUCGUGUGUCUACGAGACACCGCUUCCAACAACUCUAACAAAUAUCAAGAAUUCCUCCUCCCGUACUCGCCAUUUCAAAGAAGAAAGUGCAGCGUAUGUGGUGUAUUUUGAAGCCGUGAGCGAGGUGCUGGCCACGAUGUUACGGGGCGCCGUAGCAAGGACCGUCUGCAUGGCCCAGGCCUCCGCCAGGACGUUCCCCCAGCGAUUUUCGGCUGAAACAAGUCCUGGGCAUGAUAUUGCGGCGAAAUUGUGGGGAGGAAGGUGUUUGGAGGGCGUGAGGGGCCUGCAUGUGGGCCUGGUCAGCUGCAAAGCGGAGGGACGCAAGGAAAUGUUGGCCUCCAUGCCCAGGCGGGACGAGGGCACCGAGGGCGAAGGCACCAUCGUCAUAGACUCCAACAUCAGAGGGAGUGACGGGUCGUUUCCAGAUGAGAACACCCCAGACUUGUUGUUUGAUGGGGUACGAUUUGCAGACCUCCCAAUCAUUCAUGCAAAGUUUUCCAAAAAUAACACCCUUCUGACACUAACAGAUUCUAAAGGUGUGGCUGAGAUGUUCAGGUCAUGUGGCAUUGAAGGAUUCAAGAAUACCAGAAAAGGAACCAACAUUGCUGCUCAAGCCACAGCUAUCAGCCUAGCUGUGAGAGCGAUCAACAAAGGUGUUCGGAAUGUGAGGGUAGCUGUGAAGGGACUUGGACCUGGCCGAAUGUCAGCAGUGAAGGGGUUAACAAUGGGCGGCCUGAACGUGGUUUCCAUCACGGACUGCACGCCCAUCAUGUUUACGAACUCGCCGAGGCCGAGGAAAGCCAAGAAACUAUAGUUGCGCCUAUGCUUGGGUGUCUACAUAAUCACCGCUCAUCUUGUAGCUGUACCGUGUAUGGAGGUAAUGCAGGAGUGAAUGUACUUGUCACUGAUUUCUUAAUGCUAAUUUAUUUUGUAUUAUUGUAAAUACGUCAAUAAAUAACUCAAAUUUUA